This is a messenger RNA of Penaeus monodon (black tiger shrimp), 904 nucleotides long. RefSeq names its product derlin-1-like (gene Der-1). Gene Ontology annotation, molecular function: misfolded protein binding; ubiquitin-specific protease binding. The transcript is spliced from 7 exons. Gene Ontology annotation, biological process: endoplasmic reticulum unfolded protein response. The coding region runs from base 185 to 904 and encodes 239 amino acids. NCBI's taxonomy places the organism in Eukaryota, Metazoa, Arthropoda, Malacostraca, Decapoda, Penaeidae. The record is from RefSeq and is a predicted model, not a curated record. Gene Ontology annotation, cellular component: Hrd1p ubiquitin ligase ERAD-L complex; endoplasmic reticulum membrane.
GUCUCCCUCUCUCUCUCUAGCAGAUGCGUCGAGAGGCAGCGAGGGACACGUCGAUGCAAACAAUGCCUCCGCCGCUGGUCCUCUGACGCCCGUUUUCGCCUUAUUUCCCGUUAGUUCCGAGUGCGUGGAGGUCGUAGCUCCCUGUUUUUUUUUCUGGUUGUAGACUAGAGGCCCAGGCAACACAAUGGGUGACAUUCAGCAGUGGUUCAGCAGCCUCCCCCCCAUGACCAGGACUUGGUUUGGGGGGACGAUAGCUUUAUCGUUAUUAGGGCGAUUUAACAUGCCAAGUCCCUACUGGCUUGUCCUGGAUUACAGUGCUGUGGUGCAUGGCUUCCAGAUAUGGAGACUUGCAACGUGUGUGUUCUUUUACUCCGUACAAAGAGGGUUUCACUUCCUCAUAAAUUUAUACUUCCUUUACAAUUAUUCACUGCGUCUUGAAACAGGCCUGUUUGCACGACGACCAGCAGACUACCUGUUCAUGCUUUUGUUCAUUUGGAUCUGCUCUCUUAUUGUUGGACUGCUGGGAAAUAUGUACAUGCUAAUGGACCCCAUGGUGAUGGCCGUUCUCUAUGUCUGGUGCCAACUGAACAAAGAUACCAUUGUGUCCUUCUGGUUCGGCACACAGUUCAAGGCUAUGUAUCUCCCGUGGGUGCUUCUCGCGUUUAAUGUCAUCAUGGGAAAUGGAGGCAUGGUAGACCUUUCAGGCAUUCUGAUUGGUCACCUGUACUUCUUCCUGACCUUCAAGUACCCACAAGACUUUGGUGGUGUCUCCCUCCUACAGACUCCACAAAUCUUAUACCACUAUUUCCCGAAUGCACGAGGAGGCGAGUCUGGGUUUGGCCGUCCCCCACCAGCCCCUAGAGCUGGAGGAGAUGAUGGCACUAAAUACUGUACUUGUACUUAA